AAUGGAGCUUCAAUUAGAAGCUGAAAAUGAUUGUCCUAAUCAAGGUUCCCAAGGUGAUCCACAUUUACACCAAUCUAUUGUGGAUUCAAAAACUGGACAGCUACAUCAUAUUUGUUAUGAUGUUGUUGGUAAAUCUGACCAAUCAAUUUUUAUUCUAUAUGAUCCAAUCUUAAAGGUCAAGGUCAAAGGAAUUCUUAAAGAUGAUUAUUAUAUCCAUGAGAUCAGGAUAACUGUCGAUAAUCAAGUUAUAAAGAUUAAAACUGUCAAAACAGCAGCAAAGAACUAUGGCGGAAUAAUUGGAGAUAUUGCAAAAAAAUCUUUUAAAGUUUUUCCAUCUGCUCAGAGUGAUACCAGAGUUGUUUUUCAGAUUAUUGAUGAGUAUGUACAAGCAAUUAAGAAGACUAGAUAUGAAAAGAAUUGCUGGUUUAUUCUUCUCAGACAUUUAAUUUCUAAAGAUGAACUCUCCAAAUACAUUUACUAA
Messenger RNA from Dimorphilus gyrociliatus, 481 nucleotides. The record is from the annotation of a GenBank genome assembly. Lineage: Eukaryota; Metazoa; Annelida; Polychaeta; Dinophilidae.